Messenger RNA from Phalaenopsis equestris, 1530 nucleotides. RefSeq names its product probable diphthine methyl ester synthase. The transcript has 7 exons. The record is from RefSeq and is a predicted model, not a curated record. Gene Ontology annotation, molecular function: diphthine synthase activity. Gene Ontology annotation, biological process: protein histidyl modification to diphthamide. Lineage: Eukaryota; Viridiplantae; Streptophyta; Magnoliopsida; Asparagales; Orchidaceae. Bases 443 to 1264 code for a protein of 273 amino acids.
UAGAGAUUCGCCUCUCCUGGUUUUGCCCAAACCCCCCUUUCUGCCCAAAACCCUCGCUUAGCCCUCCCUCUCCAGCUUUCGUGACCGAAUCCUCGCGAUAACAGACGCGAUUAGAGUUGCCUGGGAAGGCGAAGACGGGAUCGAGGCGUACAGUUACCCGUAACUUCACAUCUUCCUUUUCACGUGAAGCCCCCGUCCUGGCUUUACUAAAUCCGCCGAUUCACAGGAUUCAGUAAAUCCGGGAUUUACGGCUGAAAUACGUGAAAUCCUGAUUUAUCAAAUUCACGGCUUUAUUAUGUUUGAAUUGAUCGGCUGGCAAGGUUUUAGGAUUUAUGGUAAAUCCUGUGUAAAUCGUGUUACCAGACAGCCCCCAAAACAGAUCUGCUUCUGAUUAUCUUCUCAAGAUUAUUCCUCGGACGCUUCCUACUGCUAGAUAAUUGCGAUGCUGUAUAUCGUUGGUCUGGGUCUUGGGGACGAGAGAGACAUUACAAUUAGGGGUCUCGAAGCUGUUAAAAGCUGCAAGAAAAUCUAUAUAGAGGCCUACACUUCUCUCCUCUCCUUUGGUCUCUCCACUGAUGGUCUCUCCAGAAUGGAAAAGCUAUAUGGAAAGACCAUCACUAUUGCGGACAGAGAAAUGGUAGAAGAAAAUGUUGAUAAAAUAUUGACAGAAGCUUCUGAAUCCGAUGUAGCUUUCUUGGUUGUCGGGGAUCCCUUCGGAGCAACAACCCAUUCUGACUUGGUUGUCCGUGCGAGGAAGUUGUUGGUGGAAGUCAAAGUGAUUCACAAUGCGUCAAUAAUGAAUGCGAUUGGGGUUUGUGGUUUGCAAUUAUAUCGUUAUGGUGAAACGGUAUCCAUACCUUUCUUUACGGAUACAUGGAGACCUUACAGCUUCUAUGAAAAAAUUCAGAGAAAUAUAGAGCUUGGAUUGCAUACUCUUUGUUUAUUAGAUAUACGUGUAAAGGAACCUUCCAUUGAGUCAUUAUGCAGAGGAAGAAAGUGUUUUGAACCACCAAGAUUCAUGACAAUCAACACUGCUAUAGAACAACUAUUGGAAGUAGAAGAAGCCCUUGGAGCAUGUGUUUAUGGUAAAAAUUCAAGAUGUGUCGGUCUUGCUCGGGUUGGUAAUGAGGAUCAAGUGAUAGUCGCCGGUUCGAUGGAAGAUCUGCUCGAUUUUGAUUUUGGAGCACCUCUUCAUUGCCUCGUGAUCGUCGGCGAGACUCAUCCUGUGGAAGAAGAGAUGUUGGAGUUCUAUUCAAUCAAGUAAAAGUUAAGUUCUGCAUCUCCAUCGCUUUACAAUACCACAUAUCAGAACUUGUAUGGCUCUUUUAAUGCAUUAUAUUGGUUCUGGAUUGAUUUGGCCUGCAUUUUCUGCCUGUUGUGUAUCACUUAGCAUGAUUUGUUAGGUUUAACUGUUGUAACUUAUUAUAAUCAUCAUCAUCAUUAUUAUUUUUGCUCCAUUAAUAUAAGUUGAACCCAAGUCAAAUGAUUAUCUCUGGGUGUAGAUGUAAAUCUGAAAGGCCAUGUUCAUUG